Molecule: messenger RNA, 222 nt
Organism: Anisakis simplex (herring worm)
Lineage: Eukaryota; Metazoa; Nematoda; Chromadorea; Rhabditida; Anisakidae
Source: the annotation of a GenBank genome assembly
CGAUCACAUUCGUUGCCCAUCACAAGAUGGGUGAAGGAGUUGGACGUCACUGAGAACAAAAUGACGAAAUUUUUGGAGGCACUUGGCUGCACGUUGUGGAAAUUACCUUUCAGAAUUCAAAAGGCGUCUGUUUCUGAGGCUCUCGAGUUGGAUACCAUACGUAUUGCACGCCUCACAGGACCGCCGAGAAGUAAAAUUAAGAAAUUCACUCGACGAAGAUAG